AUGGCGGCCAGCUUGGAGGCCAAGGCAGAGACAGAUGAAAGGCCUGAAGACACGAAAGCGACCUCCAAGGAACCUCUCGAAGCAGCUCAGAGCCUGGGGCCGGCCACUCCUGCAGGAGCGCCGGUCCUAGGGCAGAUUUUGCAAAGCCAGCUGGCCUUGCAGCCCGAAAAUUUUCGAGAAGAGACACUGCGCAUCACGGACGCCAUCUUGGACGCGUUCGGGGGCCCUGUGCAAUACUUAACCGCGAUGCUGGGGGCGGAUCCCAGCUCCAAAUGGGGGGAGUUCAUCACCGCGCGCCGGCUGGUAGACGAAUACUUGUGCAACUCCUUCCUGACCAAGGCCGAGCCUUUGCUUCUGCAUCAAGGCCCGGAAUCAGGAGCAGCGGUUGACGCCAACGACCAGCCUUUUCCCCAGCUGCAUCAUCAAAGCAUGACCGUGAUCUCGGCAACUUGGUCAGUGGCGGCCACGGACGCUGCUUCCAUCGCCAUUGAAAAUGCAAAGCUCAGCGCCCGAGGCGAUAUUCGAAAGGGUCAUGACACCAUCACUUGGCUCAGCAAACUCAGCCUGCUUAAGCAGAAGGGACUUUCGCCUACCGAAGUCCUUCGGCGGUGGAACGAAGCAGCGACCCGCGAGUCCGCCCUGCAAGGGCAAAAGCGCACGGCCAUCCUGCAGCUUUUGGAGCUGCCGCAGGAAUCCGUGCUACUUUUGCUCGAGCACAGCUCCAACUUUGGGGAGGACACAGCUUUCGCGCACGACGCCUUUGCGAACAAACGUCUGUCACCUGGGUUCUCCCCCCGCGGCAUCGCAAAGCCUUGGCAGAAGCGCCUCACAGUCACAGUGGACGGGUUCAACUUGUUCAUCCAGCACGUGCACGGGACGCAAAUGCGCAAAACCAGGCCGAUGCGCAAAAAAUGGGAGAAGGCUGCCCUGGAAGAGGCCAUGAGCAUGGCACAGCUGUUGGUGAGUUGCGCAGCAGAGAUGCAGCUUCAGCAGCCAGGGACCAUCGCCCUCGAGCUUGAACUGCAAGCAGCUAUCAGCGAGGCCAAGACAGACUUUCAGCCGGCAGACAUCUCGGCAUUCAAAGAGAUCCGAGCUAUCUGCCUAGCUGAUAGGGAUGAAAAGAUGUCUGCAAUUGGCCAGGGCCCUCGCAUCACCGCAGGAGAACUCGAGAAACAGGCGUUUGAAGUGAUGCUGGCAUCAGCGGAUCACGAUGCCAACAGAUAUCGGGCUUGGCGGACAAAGUGCAUGGACCGGGAUGCAGCGCAAUACUUUGCGCAGCUGCAGCACACCUGCAAUCGUCAGAGCCAAGCCAAGCAAGCUGCGCAGGCGGUCUUUCAAGAUGGGCCUACCUGGCAUAUGAGGCUGGCGAUGUUUGACAAGCGCGACGCUGCAAAUCUUGAGGCCGCCCUCCAAAUGGCUGAGAAGAUCACAAAGCUGCACCAGCUUCCAGGCAGGGAAGCCGUGCACAACCUGUGCAUCAUCAACUGGGCAUCGCCUGGCAUAUACAGCGGCAGCGCCCAAAAAGCGCAAGCAAAUCUGACCGGAGGCCUCUGCCUCAGCCCAGUCCAUUUCUACAAGCGCGGCAGUCUGUACAAAGCAGAGCAAGGCUGCGUGAAUCAGCUUGCCAACGCAGCUCUGAACACGGACAACCGCUUUGCAGUGGCCUACUCCGGGAGGACAGACGAGAGGGAGCGGCGAGCUUUGUUGCAGCCAGGCUUCAUCUUGAUGCCGGGCGGCCAGGAAGAAUCCUCCGCGCACAAGGCCACAUGGCAGUUCUGGAGGUCGGCGCCCGUGUUUCAGCAGACGGUGAUCGGCGGCGUUUCCUUGCUGCCUUCCUUGCAGAUGCUGACCAUCGAGGACAUGCACCAGAAGCUUUGCCAGACUCGUCUCCGAGCGGCCAUCCUCAUCGUCGAUUGCUCUGCCCACACUCUGGAGUUCGCCAAGGCCGUAUAUGAGGAGCGGGCGCGCAAGUCUGCAAACGUGCCACUGUACUAUCUCGGCUUCGCAGAGACAUCUGCCGAGCUGGAGUGGCAGCAGCACCAUUUGCAGACAUGGCUGAGCGAGGGCUUUUUGAGUGGCGACUUGCCCCUGCCUGCAGGCGCCCCUGCACUGAUGUCGAAGGAGCUACCGGCAGAGCUCACAUCGGCGCUCCCUCCCAAGCCAGAGCUGAAUACUCUCACCUGGUCGAACAAGAAAGCCGACGGUCUUCCCACGCUGAAAACGCCAGAAAAGGUUUUGCUAGCCUGGCAAUCGCGCACCCGCGAGACCAUUCCGCUGGACGUCACCGGCGAUGACCCUAGCAGCAGCAGACCUGCAAGCGUGGCCGGUGGCUCUGGGACCCCGGUCAAGCGAGAGUCCGCUGGGGGCGAGUCAGGGCAGCCACCUCGGAAAGUUCUGAAGACCGAGUCGGUGGAAGCCAAGUCAAUCCCCUUGGCUGAGCUGCCAAAACCUCUGUGCUGGCAAGCAGCACUGCCGUCAGGCGCAGCCAAGAACAAGGGGAAUGCCCUGAAGAUGGUGAUCACCAUCGGCAAAAGAAUCUUCAUAGCCAACGAAGCAAGCGCCUCUGAAAUAACCCUGCCAGCCGGAGCCACAGUGGCCGGCUACUACAAAGGCAAAUUUCUUCUGCAGGGCGACCGAAAAGCCGAAGCAGAUGGCUUGCAGCUUCGCGCGUCGGACUGCUUGUACCAGCUUCACGAUAGCAAUAGCCUCGUCGUCUUUGAAGGUAAAGUCGCCACUGUGGGGCAAGUCGUGGCGCAGAAGCGUGCGCUGACCCCCCUCAGCGUCGUAAUCUGCUACCACGACUUGGUAGAGCAGCCGACCCCUGAAGACGCAAAGCAUUUCGUGCUUCAGGUGAAGAACCAGGCGCUAUUCCGUCCAGAGAACGCACCCGCCCCCGAGGACAAGAAAAGCGCAGAUGGCUGCGUAACUGUGGCACUGACCAGCUUGGCAGGCUGUCUGGAAACAUCCUGCUGGGAAACGUCUCGCACGCAUCUGCUGUGGGCAGUGAAGUGGUCUGCCCGCGUUUGCAGCCCGUGCGCCCCAUGA
Messenger RNA from Effrenium voratum, 3045 nucleotides. The record is from the annotation of a GenBank genome assembly. Lineage: Eukaryota; Dinophyceae; Suessiales; Symbiodiniaceae.